Molecule: messenger RNA, 1328 nt
Organism: Cyphomyrmex costatus
Lineage: Eukaryota; Metazoa; Arthropoda; Insecta; Hymenoptera; Formicidae
Gene: axed
Product: BTB/POZ domain-containing protein axundead
Exons: 6
Coding region: 1-1308 (435 amino acids)
Biological process (GO): neurogenesis
Cellular component (GO): cytosol
Molecular function (GO): protein binding
Source: RefSeq, a predicted model, not a curated record
AUGAGUAACGUCACAAUAACGAAUGUCCACCCACGAUUUACAUGCGGCAACUCACAAUUUUUUCGCAUCCAAACUAAGAAUUGGCGAGGAAAAUCUCAAGGACUGCAGAGCAAAAUUUAUUCCAGAAUCUUGAUUUCACCGUUGACAACGAAGACUUCACACAAGAACCUCGCAGAUAUGUCUCGAGUCCCCCUUAUGGCACCUGAAAGUGGUUUACAAGUCACAGAGGGUCAAAAUUUCGUGAUGCUUGAGGCUGGAUUACCUGGUGAUUCGUGGACGUACUGUGUCGAAAGGGGACGAUUGGCCAAAAGGUCAGAAUGGUUUCGGGCAAUGCUUACUGGUCCGUUCGCUCCUCCAUUGACGGAUUCACCGCCGUUAUUGCGAUUGGAACACGUUGAUAAACGAGCAUUCGAUCACCUUCUCACAUAUCUUCAUGACAAGCCCGUCAAUUUUAUAUCGGUAUCAACGUCCAGAGCCACGCUCGAUGCAGCUCAUCAGUACCUUUGUCCUGGACUCGCGCGACUCGCCGUAACAUAUCUUGAGAGGCAUCUCACACCUUCGACCGUGCUCGAGAUUUAUCAGGGUCUUGGACUCUACGCGAACGAUCUGCGAGAAGAUGAUUCCAGUUUUGACAGAUCGUCAAAUUCACCGUCGACACCAUUAUCGCCCGGAGACGAUGCCAGUGUAAUAGCUGCUGUGUGCACCGAUCUUCUGCUCAAGUGCUUGUACGUAAUCGAUUCGAAUCCAGUCAAGGUGCUACGUCAGGAACAAUUUGAGGAGCUUAGUGCUCGGGAAGUCGCCCAGUUAGCACGUCGCGACACUUUGAAUAUCACUAGCGAGUCCAUCCUCUUUAACGCGUUAGAUAGAUGGGCCGCAGCCGAAUGUAGAAGACAAGGCGUCGAGCCCCUGCCAGUCAACAAGAGAGCCGCGCUCUCGGAUGACAUCUGCUUCAGCGUGCGGUAUCUUCUUAUGAACGAUCGAGAAUUCGUCAGUGGCCCCAUGGCGAGCGGUAUCCUGACUAACGAGGAAUGCGUCCACAUCGUUUCUAAAAUACUCAGACAUCCCGAGGAUCCGAAAAAUGAGAACAUUCGGAGCAGCGCUCUAGACAUCCAUCCGUUUAGGUUGUCCAAUGCGCCUAGGGUCGCAUAUAAACAUGAGAAUCAGGACUGCAACUUGUUAAGGCCGGGUAAAAAGGAACGACAGGACAAUCGGAAAAAUAGAAGAAGAGAGUGUGCUAGUCAAGGACAUAGGGCGUGCGCUAGAAUAGGAAAUUGCCUCGUACGAAUUCUAGCUUGCGUGUUUGAUUAAACAGUGCACUAUAGAAUCAU